Messenger RNA from Colletotrichum costaricense, 801 nucleotides. RefSeq lists its product as uncharacterized. The transcript has 6 exons. The record is from RefSeq and is a predicted model, not a curated record. Gene Ontology annotation, biological process: mycotoxin biosynthetic process. NCBI's taxonomy places the organism in Eukaryota, Fungi, Ascomycota, Sordariomycetes, Glomerellales, Glomerellaceae. Bases 1 to 801 code for a protein of 266 amino acids.
AUGCCCCCCAAAAGCAACCACUACUCAACAGUAUCGCACUCGGAUACUUACGAUGAUUCCACUACUGAAGUCGACGAGUCACUCAUGGGCGAUGAGAAGCAAUGGCACUCAAUAGACCUGAACGUGAAAGGGAACCAGGGAGGAAGCACUUGGAAAGAGGUCAAAAUUCUCCUGCGGAGAUAUCGCUGGCUUAUUGACACGCUUCUCCUCCUCACGAAUAUUGGUCUCUCGCUAGGACUGUCGUUAUUGUUGUACUAUCAGUUUGAAGACGCCAAGUUCCCGUCGCGAAUGACACAAAUUGGCGGCGAUUACACAGGCGCUGGCCCGCAAUUCCCGAUCGAGAUCAAGAAAUUUGAUGCCGACCAUGCCGUGGUGCCUCCCAACGCAACAGAAUUUCUUUCCGAAGCUACGCUGAACCAAUGGCGAUCGCUUUUGCCUGCUGGUGCCGGUUGGAAAUCCGAGGAUGAUGGCCCUUUCUUCACCACUACCAUGACCCAUCAAUUGCAUUGCAUCUUCAUGAUGGGACGCAUCUACUCUGAAAUGGUCACCAACAAGACUGACAUGUCUAGAACCGAGGCUGAUAUCCAUUUCUAUCACUGCAUUGACUAUCUGAGACAAGCAACCAUGUGCUCAGCGGAUCUGGCACUUGAACCACAUCUGAUUACGGACGCGGAUGACAACGGGCCUGGAGAUGGUAGUUGGAACGGCAUGCAUGUCUGCAAGAAUCACGAUCAAGUGAUCAAAUACGUAGAUCGGCAAAUCAAGGAAGGAGUUCGUGUGGUUCUGCCGAUAGAUGACUGA